GAGAGUACUCCCUCUAGCCUUAAGUCUAGAUACAAUUGCUAUUCAAAUAAAUCUAAAAAAAAUAUAAUUUGCUGCUAAGGCUGGAGGAAGUAUAACGUGGAGAAUUGGAACAACAUGAACAAGUUAAAAACUUAAACUUUUACCUAUUUUAAGUUGUGAAUCUUAAAAUCAUCAUUCAACGAUGAACAGCAUAACUUCCUGAAAUGAUGUUGCGCCAAACUACUACUAGUGUCUAGUAGUAUUCACUAAAGUAAACCAUACGAUAAAUCAAUAAUCGAUUAAAUUAAAUAAUCUAGCAAUAAUGAUUUUAAAUUUCUUCAAUCACUUUCAUUCAUAACAACAUCACAUAAUUCGAAAUUUUGAUUCCAAAUCAACAAUCAAUCUCCGAUCUGAUCCAACUUCCAUGGAUCGUCUUCUCAAAAACGCCAGAUCUUCCGGUUCUCUCAACCUCUCCAACCGCUCCCUCAGUGAAAUUCCCGAUGAAGUUUAUCGAAAUCUCGAAGGAAUCGGUGGCACUGAUGAUAAAUGGUGGGAGGCUGUGGAGCUUCAGAAACUCAUUUUGGCUCACAAUAGUAUUGAAUUGUUAAAGGAAGAUAUCAGAAAUUUAUCCUGUCUUGCUGUGUUGAAUCUCAGUCACAAUAGUCUUUCUCAGCUUCCUGCUGCCAUUGGAGAGCUACCUCAGUUGAAGAUGUUGGAUGUUUCACAUAAUUCAAUACUUACAAUACCGGAGGAGAUUGGAUCAGCUGCGUCGCUUGUGAAGUUUGAUUGUUCAAAUAACCAGCUCAAAGAACUUCCUAGCUCACUGGGAAGAUGCUUGGAGUUGUCGGACUUAAAGGGAUCAAACAAUCUUAUUGCAAGCUUGCCAGAAGAUUUAGCAAAUUGUUCCAAAUUGUCUAAGCUAGAUAUGGAGGGAAACAAGCUUACAGUGAUAUCCGAAAAUACCAUUUCAUCAUGGACAGUGCUUACUGAAUUAAAUGCAUCAAAAAAUAUGCUGAACGGCAUACCAGUUGGCAUUGGAGGCCUUUCACGUUUAAUUCGUCUGGAUCUCCAUCAGAACAGAAUCUCCUCAAUCCCUUCAUCGAUCAUUGGUUGUCAUUCACUUGCAGAGUUUUAUUUGGGGAAUAAUAAUAUUUCUAUAAUACCAGUGGAGAUAGGGGAACUUUCUCGGCUCGGGACAUUAGAUCUUCAAUCUAACCAGCUAAAGGAGUAUCCUGUGGAGGCAUGCAAAUUGAGUCUGUUAGUCUUGAAUCUUUCAAAUAAUUCAUUGAGUGGGCUACCCCCUGAAAUGGGCAAGAUGACUACCUUGAGGAAACUUCUGCUUAGUGGAAAUCCAUUGCGGAGUCUUCGAAGCUCAUUAGUCACUGGACCUACACCAGCAUUACUGAGAUUUCUCCGGAGUAGACUUUCUGAAGGUGAAGAUUCGGAAGCUACAUCCACAUCAAAAAAGGACAUAGUUGCAAUGGCUACCCGAUUAUCUAUCACUUCAAAGGAACUAUCUAUGGCAGGGUUGGGGUUGAGUGCUAUUCCAUCCGAAGUAUGGGAAUCAGAGGAAGUCAUAAAACUUGACCUUUCGAGAAACUCAAUCCAGGAGUUGCCAGUUGAACUUUCUUCUUGUGUUUCCCUCCAGACAUUAAUUUUAUCAAAGAAUCAAAUUAAAGACUGGCCAUGUUCAGUUCUUAAAUCACUUUCGAGUCUUUCAUGUUUGAAGCUGGACUACAAUCCCCUCAGACAGAUACCUUCAAAUGGCUUUGAAGUGGUGCCUAAGCUUCAGAUCCUAGAUCUAAGUGGUAAUGCAGCUUCAUUACUAGAUGGUCCUGCAUUUUCUAGUUUGCCAAACUUGCAAGAGCUUUACCUGAGAAAAAUGGGUCUCACUGAAGUCCCGUCAGAUAUAUUAGGGUUGCAUCAACUACGGAUCCUUGCCUUGAGUCAGAAUUCCCUCCAAUCAGUUCCAGAGGGACUAAAAAAUUUCACUUCUCUCGUGGAGCUUGACCUAUCUGAUAACAACAUCUCAUCCCUUCCACCUGAGCUGGGUUUGCUGGAACCAAGCCUUCAAGCGUUGAGACUUGAUGGGAACCCACUUAGAAGCAUUCGGAGGCCUGUCUUGGAUAAAGGAACUAAAGCUGUUCUAAAAUAUUUGAAGGACAAAUUGCCAGAGCAGUAGUUUACUUUUUAUAUAUUUCCAAAAAGUAUAUAUUGGUCAUUGGACAUGAACUAAAGUUGUAUUUUAAUUUGAUUUUUUAUGCUUGAAGCUUUUGUAUUUUUUGGUGCCUAAAUAUGCACGACUUAUAUCAAUCGUUAGUUGGUUCAGUUGUAAUUGGUGCUGAACUUGGUAGGGAGGAUCACGGUUCGAUUCCCCGCAACUGCGAUUGGGAGGGGGGCUGGAACUAUUUGAUGUCAAAACUGACCUCCGAAUCAGAUUAAACUGGUGGUGAAAACAAAAAAAGAAUGCAUGACUUGUUUGUGUAUAUAUACGAUUGGUUGAGUUUCUGUGCAUGGAUGAUCAAGAGGUGGAAGGAUUGGUUAGGGGGGGUUGUGAUUGUAACACGCACAUAUUUAUAUAUUGAAUUUAAGUAGUAACUCAUAACUAUCGUUCUAUAA
Molecule: messenger RNA, 2598 nt
Organism: Trifolium pratense (red clover)
Lineage: Eukaryota; Viridiplantae; Streptophyta; Magnoliopsida; Fabales; Fabaceae
Product: plant intracellular Ras-group-related LRR protein 6
Exons: 21
Coding region: 404-2161 (585 amino acids)
Molecular function (GO): protein binding
Source: RefSeq, a predicted model, not a curated record